Molecule: messenger RNA, 942 nt
Organism: Lolium rigidum
Lineage: Eukaryota; Viridiplantae; Streptophyta; Magnoliopsida; Poales; Poaceae
Product: 26.2 kDa heat shock protein, mitochondrial-like
Exons: 2
Coding region: 1-681 (226 amino acids)
Source: RefSeq, a predicted model, not a curated record
AUGGCUACCGCCGUCGCUUGCGCUGAUCCCGCGCUGGCCAGCCUCAAGAAGCUGCUCGCCGAGCCGUCGCCCACCGGUGCGCCCGUGGCCUACUGCGCGCUCAGCCCGGCCGCCGUCCGCCGCCUCUGCAGCACCCAGGGCAAGGAGGUCCGCCGCUCCGACGACGACGACGACACCAACGGCAAGCACGAGGAUGCCGCCGCCGUGGGCCUCCGCCGUGCUCUCGACUCCGACCUGUCCAGCCUCUUCUCCCAUGAUGUGUUCGACCGGUUCGCCGCGCCGACGAGCCUGAGCCGUCUGCUGGGUCUGAUGGAGGACGCGGUCGCUGCUCCUGGUCUGGGCGGCAUCUCCUCCACGGCACGGCGCGGGUGGUCGGUGGCGAAGGAGGACGACGAGGCGGUGUACCUGAAGGUGCCGAUGCCGGGGUUCGGGAAGGAGCACGUCAAGGUGUCGGCGGAGAAGAACAGCCUGGUGAUCAAGGGGGAGGGCGAGAAGGAUGCCUGGGACGGCGACAAGGACGACAACGCUGUGCCGAGGUUCAACCGCCGCAUCGAGCUGCCCGCCAACGCGUACAAGAUGGACAAGAUCAAGGCCGAGAUGAAGAACGGCGUGCUCAUGGUGACCGUGCCCAAGCUCAAGAAGGAGGAGCGCAAGGACGUGUUCCAGAUCGCCGUCGAGUAGGGAGGGAGACGAAUCGAUCGUGAGUAGUCCUAGUCCUAGUAGUAGUAGUAGUAGUGCUAAUGGGAGGGCUGGUGCGAGUGGAGUUGAGAGAAGCCUUGUUGAUGUUUUAGCUUCUGUGAUCGUCUUGCGUAGCUCUGAUUGAGUGGUGGUGAAGUUGGUCAGGAACUUUGUUCAUUUCGAACUGCUUUGGUGGUGAAAUUGGUCAUGAACUUUGUUGAUUUCGACUUGAUGAAGUGCUUUGUUGGUGAAAUUGGCCAGGAA